This is a messenger RNA of Aspergillus heteromorphus CBS 117.55, 1777 nucleotides long. Its product is annotated as Hsp70 family protein. The record is from RefSeq and is a predicted model, not a curated record. The transcript has 8 exons. Bases 1 to 1524 code for a protein of 507 amino acids. Lineage: Eukaryota; Fungi; Ascomycota; Eurotiomycetes; Eurotiales; Aspergillaceae.
AUGCAGAAAUACAUGGACCGCUGGACCGUGGGUAUCGAUUUUGGGGCGACGAAAACCGUCCUAACGUACAAAGCACCGGGGGAAGAGGAUAUAAUUGAUUGGAAUCACCCGAGCCACCCCUCCAUCAUCCCCAUCCCCUCGUCAAUUGCCUACGGGGACAACGGUGCUCAAGCCUGGGGGCACGACAUCGGGACGGAUAUGCCGGCGCACAGGUUCACCAAACUCCUCCUUGACGACCUUCGCGCCUUUGACCCGGCGGAUCAGCGUAGGAUCAAGGCUAUGGUGGGUGCCAGAUCUUUGGAUCUCCCCCCCGGCACGAAUUGCACCAUCGUGGUGGGACACUAUCUCCGCCAGCUGCGACAGACCUUUGAGGAAGCGAUGAGAGUUCAAUGGCAUCUCCCGUGCCUCCCUCCAUUUGACUGGUGGUUCACGCUGCCGGUUAACUGGAGCUUUGAGGCCGAAAUAAAUAUGCGCACUGCAGUAGAAGCCGCUGGCUUCUAUGAACGGCCGGUCGAUACGGUGCACUUCCUGUCGGAGGCGGAGGCGGCCAUGGCCUUCGUGGCCUCCCACCAGCCCGGUAUCCAACAGGUGGGCGAAACAGUGAUGGUAUCUGACAACGGAGGACAUCGGCACCUUUCUUGGUUGAUGGGGGUGGGCCCCCUGGCCGUCCGCCAGCUCACGAUGGUAACCGGGAUCAUGGGCGGCGGCAUCGCAAUAGACCUCAAUCUCUAUGAUUAUCUUGUCAAAAAUAUUAGAAUGCCUAUUCCCCGAGUUGAUACAGUUAUACGCGCUAAGAAGCAGUUCAUUGAUCCCGAGAUGCCCAUCUUUGUGGGCAACGCCAUUAAUCGCAUUGUCGAGAUCAUUGUGCAGUCUAUCACGGCCCAGCUUAUACAGGUUGGCGAGCGGAAGCUGCCGCCAAUAUGCAUUCUGGUCCUUGUGGGCGGCCUCAGCCGGAGUUGCUAUAUUCGAGACAGAAUCACCCAGCACAUCCAGCAGCUCGACCACGAGAUUGAGACGAUUGUGGGAAAAGACCCAAUCCUAGCGGUCGGGCGCGGGGCAACGCUCCGGGGUGUGGCAGGCAUCACCCCUCAGGUGUACGAUAGCCUGCACCACUACGCCCUGGCUGUCCCCACACGAGGGGCGGACAACGACCAGGCGUACGCCUCGUCCCGCCAUCCCGUCAUCACCCCGGGGAGGAGGUACGUUAGCGGGCAGAGAGGGAGCUUCGUCGCCGAAAUGCGCUUCGAUGAAAGGGAUGUAGUGAGACUGGGGGUCCUCAGAUGGACCGACGAGCCAGGCGCGGGCUGGAUAGCCGAGUUCACAUGUGACCUGUCGGAGAUCAACCUCAGCUACCUCAACUGUUCCCGUACGAGGGGUGUGACGAUCUAUCGCCUCGACAUCCAGGUGCAGUGGGAGAUCGUGGUGACCAUUCGGCGGGCCUUGCGGUGGGUCGUGAGGGCCCAUGGGAUAGAAGUGGCGCGUAAGAUACAUCCUAUCGAGGGCUUACGCCCUGUGCAAGAUUGAGGGGGGAGUGGUUGUUGUGGGUCAGGUCGGUAUAUACCAGAUAGAUUGUUAUAUAUUUCGGUUACGCUUCCUUCAUUCCAUCCCGCGCUUUGUAGACCCCGUGUAUCCCUCGUAGUGGCCUGACAACCUCCAUCCGCCGGACGCAGUGGGUCCCUGGUCGCGGAAGACACGCAGUCCAAAGGUCUGGUCGGGGAAGGAGGCCAUCUCCCUCGAACAUGGGUCCCAGUGGUAGGGGCAGGAAUCAAGAUAGUUG